AUGUCGACGUACCCCAAUGGGGGUGAAAAGAAGCAAAUAUCAUCGUCGCACGACACAACUCAAAAUCAAUCUGAAGAUGCACUUUUAGUUGACAAUGGCUCUUUGACUGACUCUGAAACUCAAACCGAUGCUGUCAACUUGAUUUUAGCAGAUAUGAUAUCUGAGGUUGUAAAAGAAGCAGAUGCAGUUGAAACGGAAAAAUCGGAUAAAGCUGUGUGUGCCGAUAAUGUCAAACCUGCCGAUUUCAUGAAUGCCGAUGAAGUUAUAAAAUCAGCCGAAACUAUGUACACAGACGGGUUUGUGGAUGCAGAUAACACAGCUCAAAUUCAAGCUGAAGCUCACGGCGGUGCUAUUAGUUCGGCUGUUAAAGUAAUUGCUGAAGUUGUAAAAUAUGCCGAACCAGCCCAAGUUAUACCAGAUGCUUUCCUCGAACAAGCCGAUCCAACAAACGCAGAAGAAUUGCUAGAGCCAGCCGAAGCUAUGAACACAAUGGAGCUUGCCGGACCAGACGCUUUCCUUGAACAAGCCGAUCCAACAAACGCAGAAGAAUUGCUAGAGCCAGCCGAAGCUAUGAACACAAUGGAGCUUGCCGGACCAGAUGCUUUGCUCGAACAUGCCGAUCCAACAAACGCAGAAGAAUUGCUAGAGCCAGCCGAAGCUAUGAACACAAAGGAUCUUGCCGGACCAGACGCUUUCCUCGAACAAGCCGAUCCAACAAACGCAGAAGAAUUGCUAGAGCCAGCCGAAGCUAUGAACACAAAGGAUCUUGCCGGACCAGAUGCUUUCCUCGAACAUGCCGAUCCAACAAACGCAGAAGAAUUUCUGGAGCCAGCCGAAGCUAUGAACACAAAGGAUCUUGCCGGACCAGACGCUUUCCUCGAACAAGCCGAUCCAACAAACGCAGAAGAAUUUCUGGAGCCAGCCGAAGCUAUGAACACAAUGGAGCUUGCCGGACCAGAUGCUUUCCUCGAACAUGCCGAUCCAACAAACGCAGAAGAAUUGCUAGAGCCAGCCGAAGCUAUGAACACAAUGGAGCUUGCCGGACCAGAUGCUUUCCUCGAACAUGCCGAUCCAACAAACGCAGAAGAAUUUCUGGAGCCAGCCGAAGCUAUGAACACAAUGGAGCUUGCCGGACCAGAUGCUUUCCUCGAACAUGCCGAUCCAACAAACGCAGAAGAAUUUCUGGAGCCAGCCGAAGCUAUGAACACAAUGGAGCUUGCCGGACCAGAUGCUUUCCUCGAACAUGCCGAUCCAACAAACGCAGAAGAAUUUCUGGAGCCAGCCGAAGCUAUGAACACAAUGGAGCUUGCCGUACCAGAUGCUUUCCUCGAACAUGCCGAUCCAACAAACGCAGAAGAAUUGCUAGAACCAGCCGAAGCUAUGAACACAAUGGAGCUUGCCGGACCAGAUGCUUUCCUCGAACAUGCCGAUCCAACAAACGCAGAAGAAUUGCUAGAGCCAGCCGAAGCUAUGAACACAAAGGAUCUUGCCGGACCAGACGCUUUCCUCGAACAUGCCGAUCCAACAAACGCAGAAGAAUUGCUAGAGCCAGCCGAAGCUAUGAACACAAUGGAGCUUGCCGGACCAGACGCUUUCCUCGAACAAGCCGAUCCAACAAACGCAGAAGAAUUGCUAGAGCCAGCCGAAGCUAUGAACACAAAGGAUCUUGCCGGGCCAGACGCUUUCCUCGAACAUGCCGAUCCAACAAACGCAGAAGAAUUGCUAGAGCCAGCCGAAGCUAUGAACACAAUGGAGCUUGCCGGACCAGAUGCUUUCCUCGAACAUGCCGUUCCAACAAACGCAGAAGAAUUGCUAGAGCCAGCCGAAGCUAUGAACACAAAGGAUCUUGCCGGGCCAGACGCUUUCCUCGAACAUGCCGAUCCAACAAACGCAGAAGAAUUUCUGGAGCCAGCCGAAGCUAUGAACACAAAGGAUCUUGCCGGACCAGACGCUUUCCUCGAACAAGCCGAUCCAACAAACGCAGAAGAAUUGCUAGAGCCAGCCGAAGCUAUGAACACAAUGGAGCUUGCCGGACCAGAUGCUUUCCUCGAACAAGCCGAUCCAACAAACGCAGAAGAAUUGCUAGAGCCAGCCGAAGCUAUGAACACAAUGGAGCUUGCCGGACCAGAUGCUUUCCUCGAACAUGCCGAUCCAACAAACGCAGAAGAAUUUCUGGAGCCAGCCGAAGCUAUGAACACAAUGGAGCUUGCCGGACCAGAUGCUUUCCUCGAACAUGCCGAUCCAACAAACGCAGAAGAAUUGCUAGAGCCAGCCGAAGCUAUGAACACAAUGGAGCUUGCCGGACCAGAUGCUUUCCUCGAACAUGCCGAUCCAACAAACGCAGAAGAAUUUCUGGAGCCAGCCGAAGCUAUGAACACAAUGGAGCUUGCCGGACCAGAUGCUUUCCUCGAACAUGCCGAUCCAACAAACGCAGAAGAAUUGCUAGAGCCAGCCGAAGCUAUGGACGAAAAGGGGCUUGUCAGAAGCGAUGAAUCAGUCGAACAAGCCGAUCGCAUAAGCGUACAAGAAGCUGAGGCUGCAGAUGCUCCAGAUAUGGAAGAACAAAAUGCGAAGAUUCAAAAACGAAGAAAAGGAAGAAAAACAACCAAAUUUGGAAGACCGGCAGCAAACCGAAAAAGAAAGACGGAAGAUGCUCAAAAUGAACCUUCUGGAGUGGAAGAAAUUAAAGGACUUAUUCGCUUCAAGGUCCGAUGUGUUCCAGAAUUGGAAAGAACACUAGUGGAAGCAUUUAAAAAAGAAACCAGUCAAUCCAGUGCUGAUGUCAUUUCCAAGAUGACCGAUGGAAAAGUUCUGAUAACGGUGGAAAAGAUUCAUACGUACGCAAUUUGCAAGAAACUGGAGCCCGUGUGGAAAAGGAUGUGCACACGUUUCCACAAUAAAUACUCAUUUGAAUCCACAGAGGUCACCAUAUAUCUAAAAGAUCCGUCCGAAUAUAAUUUCGAUAUGUCUUUGUGCGGAAAAUCUUUUGAUGCCGAAAAGGACACGAUUUCUCUGCCAGCACCGCUGACUGCUUCUUCUACUCCGCACGAAACUGAUCAGACUGUCGAUCCGGAUGAGUCUAUUGCUCCAGCUAAGAGAAAAACUCGAACUCACGUUAAAACUCGAGUUGUUGUUAAAACUAAAGCAGAAGCUCUAACUGAAGCUGAAGGACCUGAUGAAGCGUCAAACGGGUCUGAGGUCCCAGCAGAAGCUGAAGCUCCAUAUGAAGCUGAAGCAGAUGCUCCAAUUGAGGCUGAAGCUCCAACAGAGUUUGAAGCCCUAGUAGAAGCUGAAGCUCGAACUGAAACGGUUGAUACUGAACUUCAACAUGAAGCUGUAGCUGAUUCUGAAGCUCCAACUGAGAUUGAAGUUCUAGCGGAAGCUGAAGUUUUAACUAAUUCUGAAGUUCGGGUUGAUGCUGAAACUAUAGCUGACUCGCAUGAUCCAACUGAGGCGGAAGUUACUGAGAAAAUAGCAAUCACAUCGGAGACAAAUGACAUGGAGGGAGUAACUGAAAAUGCGAUGACGAUGAAUAGAGACAAGAAAAUGGAGUCGUCGGUAGAAGAAUCAUUUACAAAGAAACAUAGAGAGGUCCAAAAGUUAAAAAGCGAUAUCGAAACUAUGGUCAAGCAGUAUCAGGAAGCAAACAAAGAACGUGUUAAAUGGGAAGAAAAAACAAGAAAACUGGAGAUUGGCAUCGCGCUAUUGACAGGCGAGAUGCGAGCCAUCGAGAGGCAGAUAGCAGAUGAAACGCGAGCCAACGGAAAAGAUGGACGGCAAACAUCGGAUGAGUGUCUGCACAUGAACGAAAAAUCCUUCUCUACUGCUGUCGAUGAAAUCAUGCUGCUUGCCGCGCCUGCUAAUUUGCCCGAAACCGAUAACCAAUAUACAGAAGAAACAGAAUCUCCAAAUAAUGUUGAAGAUCCAGCAGAGGCUGAAGUUCGAGUGGAUGAUGAUGCUCCAACUGCGGCUGAAGUUCCAACUGAACCUGAAACACCAACGGAGAAUGAAGCGCCAAUUGAGGGUGAAAAACCGACAAAAGUUAGAAGACGAGGAAGGGGUAAAAGACGGGCAAUAUUUUCGCGACUGUCUGGAACUCAAAGCCGGAAACGAAAGGCGCAAGAAGCGAACUCUGAAUCAAAAAUCGUCGAACAAGUUGCCAUGAAUUCCGGAAAGAAAAGAAAGCUAAACGAAGCAAAUGCUGUAAAAGGACUUAUUCGCUUCAAGGUCCGAUGUGUUCCUGAAUUGGAAAAACCACUAGUGGAAGCAUUUAAAAAAGAAACCAGUCAAUCCAGUGCUGAUGUCAUUUCCAAGAUGACCGAUGGAAAAGUUCUGAUAACGGUGGAAAAGAUUCAUACCUACGCAAUUUGCAAGAAACUUGAGCCCGUGUGGAAAAGGAUGUGCACACGUUUCCACAAUAAAUACUCAUUUGAAUCCACAGAGGUCACCAUAUAUCUAAAGGAUCCGACCGAAUAUAAUUUCGAGUAA
Molecule: messenger RNA, 4488 nt
Organism: Caenorhabditis bovis
Lineage: Eukaryota; Metazoa; Nematoda; Chromadorea; Rhabditida; Rhabditidae
Source: the annotation of a GenBank genome assembly